UCCAUUGCGGUCUUACCCCCAUGGCCGAAAACGGGCUCUCAUACUUCUCCCCGCUGCCAGGCAGUGGUAGGGGUGGGCCCAGAGGGCCAGUGCCAGUGAAAGUUGACACUUCUGUCUGGUUGACUGCCCAGGCGGCCCCUCGCAUGCUGAUGGCCCAGCCGGGGAUUCAGCUGGGGAUCAGCCCAGGCCCUGAGGUGCUGGAGAUGCCCCUGGGUCCCCUGCCAUACGAAUUCUGGGGCGGGAUGGUGCCCCGCAGGCCCAGGGUCGGAGCUGGCGAGACGGGGUCGUGGUUCCCAAGACCCUCUGAGGGCACCUUCCCCAGGCCCUACAUCAUCCUGCGGUGCAUCCCGAGGUUGGCACUGCCAGAGGACGUCUCAGCCAUAGAGAAAGAGAUGGAGCAGCUGGCCAAGGAGCUGAAGGAAAAGAGAAUGGCGCUGGGGUACUCGCAGGCCGACGUGGGGUUCACUAUGGGGGCUCUCUUUGGAAAGGUUCUUAGCCAGACAACCGUCUGCCGCUUUGAGACCCAGCAGCUCAGCCUCUCCAACAUGUGGAAGUUGCGACCUCUGAUGAAAAUGUGGCUGGCGGAAGUGGAUACCAAGAACUUUAUGGGCAUAUGCAAAGUGGAGAUGAUCCUGCAGCAGGAUCGGAAGCGGAGACAGGCAGCCAGGGAGCGACACAUCGGAAGCAGUCUAGAGAAACUCUUCUUGCAGUGUCCGAAGCCCACGCCGGAGCAAAUCAGCCACAUCGCUGGGCAGCUCCGGCUACCAAAGGAACUGGUGCGAGUUUGGUUCUAUAACCGGAACAAGAUGGGUGGUCACCCAACCAUUGAUUUCUGCCGCCCGGAGGAUGUGGGGACUUCAGGGCCUCCUUUCCCAGGGGGAUCAAUGUGCUUUCCUCUGGCAUCCGGGCCCCAUUUCGGUCCCCCCCAGUAUGAAGGGCCCUACUUCACCUUCACCCCUUUCCCUGGGGAGGGGACCCACCUCUCUGCCCCAGCCACCCCUCUGGGCCCCUCCAGGCUUUCAAACUGAGGGGCCUGUCCUUCUGGACAGAGCUGAACUGGGGAAAUAGGUCCCUGAGGUUCAUUUCGGGA
This is a messenger RNA of Hyaena hyaena (striped hyena), 1090 nucleotides long. RefSeq names its product POU domain class 5, transcription factor 2 (gene POU5F2). The record is from RefSeq and is a predicted model, not a curated record. Gene Ontology annotation, biological process: regulation of transcription by RNA polymerase II. NCBI's taxonomy places the organism in Eukaryota, Metazoa, Chordata, Mammalia, Carnivora, Hyaenidae. Gene Ontology annotation, molecular function: DNA-binding transcription factor activity, RNA polymerase II-specific; RNA polymerase II cis-regulatory region sequence-specific DNA binding.